GGGCUCCAUUAUAUAAUCCGUAUAACCACGAAAUUCUGACGCGGGCCGCCACAAAAUCUGCAGCUUUGUGCGAGGCGCCGAAGUGUUUCAACCGCACCGCGGCAUGUGUGCUCUUAGAACUAAUGUAAUGUACUCUAUAUACGCCAAAGAAAAAGAAGGAGGAAGCCGCGACGCCUUGACCCGCUAAUCCGCGUACUGCGAGUGGCCUUUUCGCCUAUUGCGAUAAUGAAAACAAACAGCACUCGACGCCGCCGCUGCCUCGGUCGUUUGUUGCGAGGCUGUUGGCCACAUUGACAGCGCGCCAACGGGCGGCGAAUAUCGUCCGCUUGUGUCGAAAGCGCGGUCAGUAACGUAGUUUAGUCUUGUUUAGCGCGUCAGGUUAGUGUCGUCGUAGAGUUAAUGCGGCGCCGGUGAGACGACGCUGUUGUGUCGAUUUUCACGAAGACUCUGUAAAAAGUAAUUGCGACAUGGCUGCCAAGACGAUCGACGGUGCCCGAGUGGUCGUCGAAGCCCUUCGGAAGCAGGGUGUUGAACACAUCUUUGGUGUCGUUGGCGUGCCCGUGUUCGAAGUGGCCCUGGCAGCUCAGCAGGCUGGAAUCAAGUUUGUCGGCAUGCACAACGAGCAAGCGGCAUGCUAUGCGGCUGGUGCCAUGGGAUAUCUUACCAAAAGGCCUGGAGUGUGCCUCGUUGUCUCGGGACCAGGGCUUGUUCAUGCCCUUGGUGGCCUAGCAAAUGCACAGAUCAAUGCAUGGCCCUUGCUGCUGGUUGGGGGCUCUUGCGAACAAAAUUUUGAAGGACUUGGUGCCUUCCAGGAGUUCCCACAGGUGGACGCCUGUCGCAUGUACACAAAGUAUACCUGUCGUCCCAGCUCUGUACAGCUGAUUCCCAUGCACAUUGAAAAGGCUGUUCGAACGAGCCUUUACGGCCGCCCUGGUGCCACGUACAUUGACCUUCCUGGAAACAUGAUCAUGGCAGAGGUUCCCGAAGAGAGUGUGCCGGAGGUUGCAAAAUGCCCUGACCCUCCACGAACUCUUGCUGACCCACCAAAUGUGGUGCAGGCAUUGUCGCUGCUUAAAAAUGCCAAGAAACCGCUUAUUAUUGUUGGAAAAGGUGCUGCGUAUGCUCGUGCCGAGAAGAGUGUACGUGAACUUGUGGAAUGCACGGGCCUGCCAUACCUGCCUACACCUAUGGGAAAGGGUGUUUUGCCAGAUAACCACCCUCAGUGCAUAUCACCGGCAAGAUCAAAGGCAUUGCAAGAAGCGGAUGUCAUCCUAUUGCUGGGAGCACGACUCAACUGGAUGCUACAUUUUGGACGGCCUCCACGCUUCAGCCCAGGUGUCAAAAUAAUUCAGGUUGAACUUUUUCAGGAGGAGCUGCACAACAGCAUCCCUGCAGCCGUUGCUUUGGCCGGUGACGUCGGAGCAGUGGCAGAGCAGAUAUCCAGGUUGACCGCUGAGCAUGCCAAGAACCCAUGGCGGUACCCUGCUGACACAGCCUGGUGGCAGGCACUGCGUGGUAAAGUUGCUACCAAUGAAAAGUCUGUUCAGGAGCUGUCAUCAUCGAAGAAUAUUCCCAUGAAUUUUCACACAGCAUAUAAGCAGAUAGCUGAUCUCAUACCAAAGGACGCAGUCAUUGUGAAUGAAGGUGCCAACACAAUGGACAUUGGAAGGACGAUGCUGCCUAACUUGCUGCCACGGCAUAGGUUAGAUGCUGCCACGUUCGGAACCAUGGGUGUAGGUGUCGGCUUCGCUGUUGCUGCAGCCCUGUGGUGCCAGACACAGUCACCCUCCAAGCGGGUUGUCUGCAUUGAGGGAGACAGUGCCUUUGGCUUCUCAGCAAUGGAGAUGGAAACUGCCGCAAGGUACAAGCUUCCGAUCAUCGCCAUAAUCAUGAACAACUCUGGGAUCUACAAUGGCUUUGACGGAGAAACCUGGGAGUCGUUCCUGCAAUCGGGAAUGCAUCCUUGCGUCUCGCUCCCAGCGAACUCUCUUCAGCCAGGUGUCCGUUACGACCAGAUGGCUGCCAUGGUUGGUAGCAAGGGCUUUAACGUGACAACUCCAGAGGAACUUCGAGCUGCUUUUACGGAAGCCCUGGCCACCACUGACCGACCAACCAUUAUCAACGUUGUCAUUGAUGGCAUGGCUCAGAGAAAGCCUCAGGACUUUGACUGGCUGACCAAGGCCAAGAUGUGAUAAGUACUUGACAAUGAAAGCUGAGAAUGUGCAGUAUUUUUCUAUAAUUUUUGUUUUCACCUAAUCUACAACAUGGCUGCUCGUGCCCAAGUCUUCAGUAACCAUUUUAUGUACUCACAGGGUAGGUUUACAAAUUAUUGAGAUGCAAUAUUUAAUUUCCACAAUGUAACGGUGCUGGUCACUGGUACUCUGUUACUGCACCUUUGAUGUAGUGGAUUCAUAGUAGCAUCGCUUUUUAUACAAAUAAAAAGAAAGCUUAUACGUUUGAU
This is a messenger RNA of Rhipicephalus sanguineus (brown dog tick), 2461 nucleotides long. Its product is annotated as 2-hydroxyacyl-CoA lyase 1. Gene Ontology annotation, biological process: fatty acid alpha-oxidation. Gene Ontology annotation, cellular component: peroxisome. NCBI's taxonomy places the organism in Eukaryota, Metazoa, Arthropoda, Arachnida, Ixodida, Ixodidae. The coding region runs from base 468 to 2192 and encodes 574 amino acids. The record is from RefSeq and is a predicted model, not a curated record. Gene Ontology annotation, molecular function: thiamine pyrophosphate binding; catalytic activity; magnesium ion binding. The transcript has 18 exons.